This is a messenger RNA of Labrus mixtus (cuckoo wrasse), 426 nucleotides long. RefSeq lists its product as uncharacterized. The record is from RefSeq and is a predicted model, not a curated record. The transcript has 3 exons. Bases 1 to 426 code for a protein of 141 amino acids. NCBI's taxonomy places the organism in Eukaryota, Metazoa, Chordata, Actinopteri, Labriformes, Labridae.
AUGAAUUCUGAAGGCGUCCUCGCCAACGUCCGACACGAGAGAAUCAGAAACUAUCAUAAAUUAAAUCACAGCGAACGAAGUGAAAACGAGCAGCAGCAGAGAGAGAGAGAGAGACAGAGAGAGAGAGAGAGACAUAGAGAGAGAGAGAGAGAGAGACAGAGAGAGAGAGAGAGACAGAGAGGGAGAGAGAGAGAGAGACAGAGAGAGAGAGAGACAGAGAGAGAGAGAGAGACAGAGAGAGAGAGAGACAGAGAGAGAGAGAGACAGAGAGAGAGACAGAGACAGAGAGACAGAGAGAGAUCUACCUGUCACACACUCCCCCCCCCCCCCCGAGGCACCAGCAGCCCGUCUCAAUCUGUCACUGCUGUCAGACCCACAACGCCACCGUUGAACCAGGAAAAAGCCGAAAACACGCUGCACAGCUAA